Vigna angularis (adzuki bean) is the source of this 1245-nucleotide messenger RNA. Its product is annotated as protein OSB3, chloroplastic/mitochondrial. NCBI's taxonomy places the organism in Eukaryota, Viridiplantae, Streptophyta, Magnoliopsida, Fabales, Fabaceae. Gene Ontology annotation, biological process: mitochondrial DNA replication; positive regulation of helicase activity. The record is from RefSeq and is a predicted model, not a curated record. Gene Ontology annotation, cellular component: mitochondrial nucleoid. Gene Ontology annotation, molecular function: single-stranded DNA binding.
CAAAUUUCUACUUUCCUUAUCUAUCCGAGCAUGGAGUGAGGAAGCACUCAGAGAAACAGACAUGGCGUUACAGCAAUCAGUAUCAUCAUCUACCACCUCGAGAAACGAGCUCGUCUUCCUCAAAACCGUCUUUUCGAAACCCCACUUUCGAGUUGCUUCUUCUCCCUCGUGGAGGACGCCGCGCUGGAAAGGGUUGGGGAGUUUGAAGUGCUCCAUCACAACGACGUCGUUCCCUAAGCCCUCCGAGAUUCCGUGGCAAAAGGAGCUCUGCAACUCCGUCAACCUCAUCGGCAUCGUCGCCGUCCCCGUCGAAAUCAAGCACCUCCCAUCCGGCAAAGUAGUUGCCUGGACCUGCCUCUCUGUCAAGAAAAGCGCCACCCAAACUUCGUUGAUAAACCUCACUUUCUGGGACAAUCUCGCGCUUGUCGCUUCCCAGCAUCUUCAGAAAGGUCACCAAGUUCAUGUUUCCGGUCGCCUCGUAACCGACACCGUAGAAAACGAGGAAGGCAAAACCAACUCCUACUACAAGGUUGUUGCUCAACAGCUGAACUUUAUUGAAAGGAAUCUCUCAAAGGUGCCAUUGCAGGAUCUAGAGUCUGAUGGAAGUGGCAAGUGUUGUGUUAUGUGGAAUGGAUGUAAUCUUGGCUUGGUUUUGUGUGUUUUGCCAAAUAUUUUUCUUCUUGUUUCAGGUAGGAAAGUAAGCAGUGGUACUGGUUCUGUGGUGGAAUUAUGGCAGGCGUUCUUUGCAAACCCAGGGGAGUGGUGGGACAAUAGGAUGACAAAGAGGAACCCAAAAGCCCCUGAUUUCAAACACAAAGAUACAGGGGAAGCUCUAUGGAUCGAAGGCAGAUACACUCCGCAAUGGGUCAGCUCCCAACUGGAAAUACUAGACGCAAGAAUGGGGUCUAAUAAUGGUCACAGCAAUAGUAUGCCUGUACAUAUGGUGCCUGCAGAUGAAAUCUUCUCCUUCUAAGACCUCAUGCCAACUGUUGCCAACGAAAUAUUCAAUUUCAACACUGAAACUUCUUUGUGCAGUUUUCCAUUUUGCUCGUAAUUUUAAACUCUACGAGGCGGCACUGACAAUGGCAAGUUUGUCUUUGGGAUCUAUUUAGUUAGCAAUCAAUUAACUGUUUCGCACUAUCCAUUCCCUGGCCCUGUUCUCCAAUUAUAAUUUAUAUUCUGUAUUGCACUAAUAUAUAUAUUGAUAUAUGUUUGAUUGAUGGUAGAUAAUUAAAUGAGUUGGAC